GUUCACAAAGAAAGGGCGAAAUAGUCGGCAUACACACACACACGAAAGCGAUGGUUCAGUCAAACUCCAUCCGCAGGUAUUCCUUGAUGAAACAUCUAUUCUAGUAGUUUAUAUAUAUGUAUAUAUACACAUCUCCACCCUUGCAAGUUUUCUGUCCUAGCUAGCUGCAGGCGCAGCAGGAAUUAAUAAUGGGGCGAUCGCCGUGCUGCGACAAGGCGACGGUGAAGCGCGGGCCGUGGUCGUCGGAGGAGGACGCGCAGCUGCGGUGCUACAUCGAGCGGCACGGCGGCGCCGCCGGUGGCUGGAUGGCUCUGCCGCGGAAGGCCGGGCUGCGCCGGUGCGGCAAGAGCUGCCGCCUGCGGUGGCUCAACUACCUCCGCCCGGGCGUCCGGCACGGCGGCUUCUCCCCGGACGAGGACCGCGUCAUCUGCGCGCUCUACGCCGCCGUCGGCAGCAGGUGGUCCUUGAUCGCCGCGCACCUCCACGGGAGGACCGACAACGGCGUCAAGAACUACUGGAACACGCGCCUCAAGAAGCGCUUCCAACUCCUCUUCGCCGGCAUGCCGCCACCACCGUCGACGCCACGGCGACCGCGCGAUGCCGACGUGUAACACCCGUGGCCGCCGACGAUCGCCGGCGACGUGAGAGACAGAGUGGAUCGCCGAAGUCGGCCUGGCGAGCAGAGGAACCUCUGACCUCGCGGUUACUGUAUUCAGUAGAUAAAAAUGUCGUCCCCUCCUUACAGAGAACGCUGGUCCUUUAAGGCUUACAGACUGGCCACUCAGGCCCACAAGUCAUAGUCUAUAAUAUUACAUGCAUAAUGGAAA
Molecule: messenger RNA, 827 nt
Organism: Sorghum bicolor (sorghum)
Lineage: Eukaryota; Viridiplantae; Streptophyta; Magnoliopsida; Poales; Poaceae
Product: transcription factor RAX2-like
Exons: 1
Coding region: 189-611 (140 amino acids)
Source: RefSeq, a predicted model, not a curated record